AUGGCUCGCCCUGAACGGUCUCGAUUGAUUAAAACAUUCAUUGGCAGCAAUAUUGUAGCUAUUGGCGCUGGUACGCCCUAUGUUUAUUCUUUUUAUGCUCCGCAAUUAUUAGCACAAUGCCAUAUUCCGGUCUCCAAAGUGAGUACCUUGUCGCUAUCGCUAAAUUUGGGAUCUUCUCUAUUAGGGUUCAUUGCAGGAAUGGUUAUAGAUAAAAAUCCAGCUCUAUCGUGUCUCAUUGGUACUCUGUGUACAUUUAUUGGAUACGCUACUUUAGACUACUGUUAUCAGACCCAAUUGUCUAGCGUUCUGUUAAUCUCCACGGCACUUUGCCUAAUUGGUUAUGGAUCCAUCUCUGGGUUUUAUGCAUCAGUCAAGUGUUGUACAACCAAUUUUCCACAUCACAGAGGUACUGCUGGUGCAUUCCCCGUAUCUCUGUAUGCCCUAGCUGGUAUGAUGUACUCAUCUCUAUGUUCUGAAUUAUUUGGUGAUGAUAUGGGUAAAGUUUUCAAAUUUCUCACUUUGGUCUGCUCACUUGCAAUCUUCACUGGCUGUCUGACACUUGAAAUAUUGGUUCACCCUAAAACACAGCGUUCUCACAGUAGACAAUCAAGUGGCGUUAGAGAUACUGCAUUAGAUCGCAGUCAACCUAUUUCAGUUGCUAAUCAACCAGAUUUUCCCGCAGCCACUGCUGGUAACAAGCAGGACCAGGCGUCCCUUGCAUCAGGGUCAUCUACCGCAUCAUCUUCGCAAUCAAUGUGGUCUACCCAAGGUACAGAUUCAUAUGUAUGGUCAACAGAAUUAAGCGGAUCGUUACCCUUCUGGGGGUGGGGUAGAGAGCGUGAUUUACCUGCAGGUUCACCGGCACCUAAUGUCCCCAAUACGGGUGCAACACCUGAAAGUCCACGUAUACCUACACCUUCGUAUUCGAGACCAGGAUUAAGCUAUUCUGCUACUAAUCAAUCGCGUCGAAUGGAUACCUUGCCUUUGAAUAAUACCAGAAGAGAUAGUUUCAAGCGUAAUGACUCUGAUGGCCCGGACGCUAGGGGAACUCUGAGUGCACAACCACCUGUGAGAUUGGAUACCACGCCAACGACAGCGGCCCCAACAAAGCCUAAAAAAUGGACCGAAAAUUACGUCUUGCACACUAUAACAACACCAAGAUUCCUCACUUAUUACAUUAUUUUGGCCACGUUACAAGGUCUUGGCCAAAUGUACAUCUACUGUGUUGGAUUUAUCGUGCAGACUCAAGUCAAUUCCUUACCAGCAGGUCGAUACAAUUUGAAUCCCGAGAGGAUCCAAUCAAUUCAAGUUUCCAUUAUCUCCAUACUUUCAUUUGCAGGCCGCCUUUCGUCAGGUCCUAUAUCUGAUCUAUUAGUUAAAAAGCUAGAUGCUCAAAGAAUGUGGAAUAUUGUAUUAGCAGGAUUUUUAAUGUUCUGGGGGUCAGGUCAAAUGCUGCACCAGAUUCCCGGCGCUGCAGUGUCGACGGCUACAAACUUACCACAAAGCCUAACAAACAUUUCAUUUUGCUCUGCAAUCUUUGGAUUUGCCUUUGGUGUUUUGUUUGGUACUUAUCCUGCUAUAAUUGCUGAUAGUUUUGGCACUGCCGCAUUCAGUACUAUUUGGGGGAUUAGCACCAGUGGUGGAUUGCCUAGUAUCAAGAUUUUUGCCGCUAUUUUGGGCAAAGAUUUAGACAAACAUACAGAUCCUAGCGAAACUGUCUGCAAAAAGGGUAUAGAUUGCUACAAACACACUUUCCACGUUACUCAAAUUUGCUGCUCCCUAAUUGUAUUACUCACUUUGUCACUUAUUGCAGUCACUUAUUGGAAGGCAAGACACAAGAAGUUGGAUCCUUUAGAUGACUCAAGAGCUCAACAUCUUUUGGAAGAGGAUGAAAAUACCCUUCAGAGCAAUGAUCGCCAGUUGGACGCUUAA
Messenger RNA from Zygosaccharomyces rouxii, 1932 nucleotides. RefSeq lists its product as uncharacterized. Lineage: Eukaryota; Fungi; Ascomycota; Saccharomycetes; Saccharomycetales; Saccharomycetaceae. The transcript has a single exon. The coding region runs from base 1 to 1932 and encodes 643 amino acids. Gene Ontology annotation, cellular component: membrane. The record is from RefSeq and is a predicted model, not a curated record.